This is a messenger RNA of Symbiodinium pilosum, 402 nucleotides long. The record is from the annotation of a GenBank genome assembly. NCBI's taxonomy places the organism in Eukaryota, Dinophyceae, Suessiales, Symbiodiniaceae.
AUGCUUGCCUCCCUUUUAUGUCAGGAAUGUGCCAAGCCAGCUUCGGAAGCCAUAAAAGAUGCGAAAAGAGCAGAGAUAGCAGCUCGUGUUGCAGCAGCACAAGCUGAACGUCAGAAGGCUGAGGCACUUAAAACCUUCCAAGAAGCCAAAAAGCAAGAAAUAGACGAGAAGGGGACAUCAUACUACGGCGAGCACCAGGGCAUCACAUGUGAUGCAUGUGCAGUCGUACCAAUUUUUGGAUACCGCUACGUCUGCAAGUCGUGCGCAUCUCAUGAUGUGUGCGAGUCAUGCUAUGACGCCUGGGCCGGUGGAACAGGUGUUAUGCCGAACAAGCUGGCGAAACAGACGCUCAGCACUAAUCCAGCAGAUCAUUCCUUCAGAUUGUACAAGGAGCGCGGGUAA